Molecule: messenger RNA, 1178 nt
Organism: Neurospora hispaniola
Lineage: Eukaryota; Fungi; Ascomycota; Sordariomycetes; Sordariales; Sordariaceae
Exons: 2
Coding region: 186-824 (212 amino acids)
Source: RefSeq, a predicted model, not a curated record
CCUCAAUGAUACUUCGGUCAUAAGUUUGAGGUUUCUCGAGUCCAUCAUUGAAGUCAUUUGCCCAUAAAGCUGUGCCUCGUUCUCUUCUCUCUUUCAUCUCUCGCACCUUAUUCCUCUCCUUUCUUUGAUCUCUGUCUCGACUGGUACUGUUCAAGCUUCUUGCUACGCAUUCCGUAUCUUAUUGUAUGAUUGCCAUGAUGACUCGCAAAGAAUACUACACCCGUUGUUCAUGUCCAAAGGGAAAGCUUUCAGCGCCCGGUGGGCCAGAAUAUCUUGUGGCUCACAUACAUCUGCCAUCUCGCGACAAUUCUGACGACUUCCUACCUCCUUAUCAUGCUGAUAUGGAGCGAAAGAAUCCCGGUGUUACGUGCCAAUGCUCGACCGAACGCACUCGUCUCCCUGGGCGGCCCGACAUAAUCGGUGCCCAUUUCCAUGGCUUGUCUCCGAAGAGCACGGGGAAUCCCAAGCCUUCAACUUUGCCUGAGGAUACUAUCAACUUUAACAUACCGGAAGGGGAAGAUUUCCAUUGGGAUGUCAUUGAAAGGCCAACACAAGAUUCACAAGAUCUAAGCAUUGAAGGGGUCCUGGCCACUUUGGUCGUGACUGGUCUUUUCGUUGGGGUUGUGACACUUCCCUUCGUGCCAGUGAUACUUCCCGCCGGUCAUUGGGCUAUUCCGGCUGCCCGGGAGCUCUGGAAAAUUGUAGGUAAACAAGUGGAAGGUAAGGAACAUUUCUAUUUCCCACUUCCACCAAAAAGUUGUCAAUCGUACCUAGGGCUAAAGGGAAGAUUGUUAUCAGCCUCUGCACGUUCUGGUCUGCGGUAGCCUGAUUUCAGAGCGUAUAGCAUGAAAGGUGGCCACCUACAAAACGGCAGGCAUGAGGACGCUCGAGCGUCAACUAUCCUACUGUUUUGUUCAUCAAGAGGAGCAGUUGUAGCGUUUCAGUCUCGAGUCAAGGGAAAAGGGUUGCACGAGGUAGCGAAUCUACCGAAGUUAUAGGUAUCAAUAGAAUUUCGAUUCGUUCAGUUUCCAGCUGCGUGUGGGCGCUUGCUGCGGGCCGCCUUGCAAAUGUCAACUCAUGGUUAUAAGCUCAUGUACAUGUGAGGCGAGCACUGCUGCGGGGUACAUACAAAGCUGUGAUAUCUCGGACAAGACAUCAGUUACCAACUUCUUCCUGGG